Molecule: messenger RNA, 1830 nt
Organism: Lecanosticta acicola
Lineage: Eukaryota; Fungi; Ascomycota; Dothideomycetes; Mycosphaerellales; Mycosphaerellaceae
Source: the annotation of a GenBank genome assembly
AUGGCUCCAGCAGCAAAGAACGCGCCUCUGUAUAAUAAGGAGGAGCGCGUAUUGGGGUACGCCAACGAAAAUCCGAAGCCAUCUUUCAUUCGAAACACCUGCUGACACCGUAUUCUUCUUCUUGACAGCUUCCACGGCGAACUUUUGGUAAGCGAGUCCUUACAUACCUGCGAAGGGUCAUGCUGACCGUCUCCUAGUAUGAGGCGAAGGUACUUGAUGUCCGACCCAAAGACCCAAACGACAAGGAUUCCUCGUUCGUGUACAAGGUCCAUUACAAAGGUGAGAGACGUUCAGAGCGCAAACCUCCUAUCGAUCUCAGGACAGCUGCUGACAUCCUUUCAGGCUGGAAGAACACGUAAGUGCUCUUCUUUUCAUCAGGAUGCUUCCGGUCAUGUGGCGGGUGUUGUGAGAGGAAGAGCAACCCAUCAAGCCCUGCUGAUUUGGGCCCGCUCAACAACGAAUCGGCCUCCCUGUGACCUGCCAGAAUUGGCCUCUGAGAUCAUCGCGAGCAUCCGCCGUGGAAGCUUUCGGCCAAGUUUUCUAACAAAAUCACAGAUGGGAUGAGUGGGUCGCGCAAGAGAGAAUACGUAAAGUACGUUGAAUUCCAUCCGAAAAUGUCUCGGAAUACGUCAGACUGACUGAGACCUCUAGUUCACGGAGGAGAAUAAGGAGCUGGCGAGCAAUCUCAAGAAAGACAUGGACGCUCAGCGACGAGCGGCCAGUGGGAAGCCUCCAGCCAUGUCUACCAACAAGAAGCGACCCUUCGGCUCUGACCUCACCAAUUCUUCAGCGCGUGGCAGCGAAGACAGAAGCUCUGUCGCGCCUAUGCCGCCCCGAGGAACGAAACGAGGACGCGAAAUUGAGGGCAUUGAUAAGGUAAGUCGCAUGCCGUUCAGCACGGGUAGCCAGCAGCAGCAACAGCAGCAGUAGCAGCACCGCGAGCUCCCACUCUUCAUGUCUUCUGCCACCGGUGAGCACGGCAUAACGUCGACACAGCGGCGAGCGGACACUGCCCUUUGCCACCUAUUCCGCAAGUUAUCGCUCUGAUCUGCGGCUUGCGUCCUCCUGGCUCGAUUUCUCCAGGUUCAGACGGGAGAGAUGUGGGGUGUAGACGCUCAGCACUGCUCCCAGCCGGCACACUCAACCAUUCACAACAAUUCCUUUGGCACUUGACAGGCAUCAUGCUAAUCUUCACAACAGGAGGAAGAAUUCGUCCGCCGGCCAGCAGUCCGUCUCUUCAUCCCGGACACUCUGAAGUCAAUCCUAGUCGACGACUGGGAGAAAGUCACCAAAGAGCAAAAGCUCGUCCCAAUGCCAGCCAAGAUCUCCAUCUCCCAGUUCCUGCACGAGUACUACGAAGCAGAGAGCCAGUCUCGACGCCCAGGCUCCGCAGACGCCGACAUCCUUGAAGAAGUCAUCGCCGGCGUCAAGGAGUACUUCAAUAAGGCCCUGGGCCGCAUCUUGCUGUAUCGCUUUGAGCGCCCUCAGUUCCACGAAGUCCAUAAGAUGGUCGAGUCUGCCGUGUGCGAUCAUGCUGGGAAGUCUCUUUGCGAUAUGUAUGGGUGCGAGCACCUCCUUCGGCUGUUUGGUAAGCCUCACCUUGAAACGACAAAUUGAUUCGCAACAGCAUUGCUAACGAUAAUCACAGUCUCCAUGCCCGACCUCAUCGCGCACACCAACAUGGACAACCAGUCGUGUAGCCGCCUCCGUGAGGAACUCGCAAAGAUGACCCAGUGGCUCGCGAAGCGUGCACCUCGCUACCUCUCCGCCGACUACGAGCACGCUGGCCAGGAAUAUCAAAACCAGGAAACUCAGAAGAACGCGGCUUAG